UUUCCUUCAUGUGUUAUUAAUAGCGCAACGUCACAUCAUAUCUGUUUGAUGUGGACAACGUACACUUAACCGCGGAGGCCUUUCACCAACGGGAUAGGAUAUAUUCAACGCCGUUUUCACUUAGCCGUUAAAAUGGACACCGAAGAUGACUCUGACGAAUACAACACACCCAGGUCUAGCUGGAGUACAUAUAGUAGCGAUGAAGCAGACGGUACCUCUACACCUGAAGACAAUAAGGAGUCUUUUUGUUCUGUAUCUCACCAGUCAAUCUGGCGUAUACAGUGCAAUGAAAAGACAGAAAUACAGGGAUCAGUUCUACAACCGGGGGAAAUAGUUACCGAUGGUGAUAUGUUACCUCGAAAUCAUUCACAACCUGUUGUUUUUCAGAAGAACAUAUACCAAGCGGAGUUUCCAAGCGCUCCCAAAUAUUUAACCGUUGGACAAGGAAACACAAUUCAGCAAUAUAAACCGGGUGAUAAAAGGAGCCGGGUACAAAUGAUCCGAGGUAAAACAGAAACAAGUAUUGAACUUUGCUCAACAACAACUGUGGAUACCAACGGCGUGUCACGAGUGAUGGACUCUAUUGCGAAAGGGUCAUCUUUCGUGAUUAUCACUGGAUCACACGGAGAUGGAAAAACAACAAUCGCUCAAAGAGCCAUGUCAAAACUAAGAGCAAAAGGGAAACAAGUAUUUCAUGUAUUCACACCGGCAGAUCUCUCUGAAGUUGAUCUGAACAUCAAAGAACCAGUCAUUAUGUUGGAUGGCAUAUGUGGAGAGAUAAACUUUGAUGAAGGAAAAUGGAAGAACUGGGAACCUGUUCUGAAGGGUAUACUAACAGGCACUGACAGAAAGCCUUUAGUUCUGUUUGUUGGCAACAACUUUGUUCUUCAAGAGUGGUCGAGAUACAUUGAUUAUUUACCCGUUACAAAGGUAGACACAGUGGAUGUAUCACUGACAUCAAGAACAUUUCAAGAAAAGGAACAUAUUUUGUCAGCACUUGAAAAGAAAAUAGAUGUGAAGAUUGGUCCACAGAAACGCAGACAAGUAUGUGAAUGGGGUAACCAUGGCUUCCCAAAAUUGUGCGAGUUGCUUCUGGAAAGGUGCAAGAGAAACAUCCAUUCACAUGUAGCAUCAGUGUUCCGACUUCCAACACCAUUAGAAGAGCAUGAUGUCAUGAAUUUCGUUAAGUACAGGGGCAAGAGAAUCCUCUUGAAGAAGCUACUUGAGAACCGAGGAGAGUUAGACAUAUUCCAAGAGACGUGUUCUGAACUUAGAUAUGAACUCACAGUGACAGCUAGGAAUCUUGAUGGAACAUACUUGACCAAGAGAGACAAUGUGUAUGUAUUUCACAGGCCCUAUAUGUAUGACCUUGUGGCGUCAACUCUUUGGGAGGACGAUCCGAGAUUCGUUAUUGAAAACUGCACGAUGGCAUUCAUCAACAGGACAUUGCAACUGCAGUGUCAACAACCUUGUGGAGCCACAACAAAGUUCCUUUUCAUCCCAGACUAUCUUCACAAAUAUCUCCUGUUUAGAUUUGCAACAGAAAUUUGCAAAGGCAAUAUAUAUUUGGCGCUCUCACACAGAGCAUGCAGUUGGGAACCUUUUGCGAAGCAGCUCAUGACUACUGUACUUCGAGACAACAAUUCGUCCAUGGAAACUGUUGUCUCACUUAUGGAUGACACUCACAAACUGACAUUUGCCUACCUAUCCACAAGCAAUGGUGGUUUUCAUAUUUUGAAACGCAUGGUGGAGCAACUGGAACCCAUUACAUCGGAGCUUAUAAAGGAGAUCCUGUUUGGCAUUUGUGAUGCUGCAUCAGUUGAUGGGUUAAAAUAUCUGAUAGACAAAGACAUCGAAUUUGAUAUCAAUGUCAGAAAUGUUGCUGAUCAAACCCCUAUCAUGGUAGCUGCCAAUACGAAGGAGGAGACUUUUGUUAUGGAACUACUAGCAAUCAAUCCUAGCGUUACUGCAUCCGAUUUAAUUGGCAGGACAGUACUGCACUACAUCUGCGAAAAUGGACUAGCCAGGGCAAUAAAGAAGAUAGUUUGUGCAAAAGAAGAUGUUGACAGGAAGGACGAAUCUGGCCGUACAGCUCUUUUUAGCGCAUGUGAGUAUGGAAACAUUGACAUAGUGACGGAACUUAUCAACAUGAAUGCAAGCAUAGACUUGCCAUCCUUGCAUGAGGCUUGUAAGUCAAAGAAGGCAAACAUUCUCAGAUUGUUGCUGGCAGAAGGAGCACCUGUUGACGCUGUUUCAAAGGAUGGUGACACCCUUCUGCACUCAGCAUGUGAGGGGGGCAAAGAGUUGAUCGAUCUGCUACUACAAAAAGGCUUAGAUAUCAACACACCUGGCUUCAAAGGAAGAACUCCUCUUGACAAAGCAAUAGGACUGGAAAAUGAAACUAUUGCAAAAUACUUGGAAGAUAAAGGCGGUAAACGCAACCCAAAUCUGUCAUCUUAGCAUAUCCCAACAAGAUCUUGCAAGCAGACAGGUUUUGACAAAGCUAAAUGGGUAUGUGGAAAUACCCUUUAUCCGUGUCAACAUCAAUCCGGUGAAAAUAGUGUUGAGGUUCUAAUGAGAGGUUUAAAAUUAAGUUGAAAGAGAAAAUAACAUGAGCAUCAUAGGACAUUUCAGCAAUAACGUAACAACAGUCACACUUGUCCAAUCAAAGGUUAUCUCAGCUUGACUACUGCAGUAGCCUCUACGAGAACUUCAUGAACAUCUAAUCAACUGUAAUGUGUCCAACACAUAGCUGCCAGGAAAUACGAUUAUACUGAAUGAGCUUCACUGGUUGCCACUGAUGUUUAUGAUCCAGUUCAGGACUCUUGGGAUAACAGGCACAAAUUCCACCCGAUCCCUAAUAUCAGGUAGCCACCACAGUUUGUAGUAGUUUUUGUUUUUGUUUGUGUUUGGUUUUUUUGUUUAACGCCACACUCAGAAACAUUCCAGGUAUAUGACGGCGGUCUGUAAAUAAUAGAGUCUGUACCAGACAAUCCAGUGAUUGACAUCAUGAGCAUAGAUCCACAGUAGUAGCAGUCGUUUGUGAUGGUAGUAGUCGUGUGAAACCAUUCCAUAUCAUACGUUUCUAUACUUUGAUGUAUAUGGCACAUAUAUGUAUACAAAAUUUAGAGUAGACGUUCAUGUUCAAACUCAAAGGAGUACAGAUGCAUAUGAAAGUGCAAUAAAAAUUAUUUACAGUG
Haliotis rufescens (red abalone) is the source of this 3200-nucleotide messenger RNA. RefSeq lists its product as uncharacterized. The transcript is spliced from 5 exons. Bases 133 to 2460 code for a protein of 775 amino acids. NCBI's taxonomy places the organism in Eukaryota, Metazoa, Mollusca, Gastropoda, Lepetellida, Haliotidae. The record is from RefSeq and is a predicted model, not a curated record. Gene Ontology annotation, molecular function: protein binding. Gene Ontology annotation, cellular component: cytoplasm.